AUGUGUAUGGUCAUAUUUGCUCCGAUCUUUGCCGUCUGUGCAUUUGCAACAUGUGGAGGGUACUCUGGUCACCUGCGGGUGAGAGUGGAAUGUCUAGACAAGAGCCAGAGCAACCUCAGCAUCACCGUAAACUUUGCCUAUCCCUUCAGGUUACAGCAGGUCCAUUUCAAGCCCACACUGUGUGAUGGGAACAGACAGGAGACCAUCUUCAUGGUAGGAGACUACUCCUCCUCAGCUCAGUUCUUUGUGACCGUGGCAGUUGUUGCCUUCCUCUACUCCCUGCUGGCCACCGUGGUGUACAUCUACUACCAGAACAAGUACCGCGAGGGUAACAGAGGACCACUGGUGGACUUUGUAGUGACUGUGCUCUUCGCCUUCAUGUGGUUGGUGAGCUCCUGUGCCUGGGCCAAAGCUCUGUCUGAUGUGAAGUCAGCCACAGAUCCCACCCAGGUCCUCCUGCUCAUCUCCGCCUGCAGACGCCCAGCCAACCGGUGUUCAGCUUCCCACCACCCAGUCUGGUCUGAGCUCAACACGUCUGUGGCCUUUGGUUUUGUAAACUUUAUCCUCUGGGCCGGCAACAUCUGGUUUGUAUUCAAAGAGACUGGCUGGUACAAGACUGGGCAGAGGUACCCGAUGAGAAGUGCCUCUGAGAGACGGGCCAAUGGGAUGAGCCAACGACUCUGCAGCCAGAACAGUGUCGACCAAUCAGGGGACAGCUUCUAUCAACAUCCAUACAGGCAGGCUAGUUUUGACCUAUCACGGGAGAGCUUUGGCCAACAGCACUACAGCCAAGGCAGCUUCAACCAAUCAAUGGGCAGCUUACGCCUGCCGCAGACUAGUCUAGGACAGCCAGUCAUCAUCAGUCAGGGGGAUGUCACCCCUAAAGGGCCUAAUCCUAUCAUAUUUGUUAAUGAUAUUUAG
Molecule: messenger RNA, 921 nt
Organism: Salvelinus namaycush (lake trout)
Lineage: Eukaryota; Metazoa; Chordata; Actinopteri; Salmoniformes; Salmonidae
Product: synaptoporin-like
Exons: 5
Coding region: 1-921 (306 amino acids)
Cellular component (GO): synaptic vesicle membrane; synaptic vesicle
Source: RefSeq, a predicted model, not a curated record